Messenger RNA from Schistosoma guineensis, 1998 nucleotides. The record is from the annotation of a GenBank genome assembly. Lineage: Eukaryota; Metazoa; Platyhelminthes; Trematoda; Strigeidida; Schistosomatidae.
AUGAAACUUAAAGAAGGGGAAUUCACGGCUGCUAUAUAUGGUGCGAUUAAAGAUCAGAAAUAUAAAGAAGCGGUGAACAUGUUAAAUCAACAACUCCUCGUCCAUCCAAGCAGUCGAGCUGCACUUUCAUUACUCGGUUAUUGCUUUUAUCAGCUACAAGAUUUUGUUAGUGCUUCUGAUUGUUACGAACAACUGACUCAACAUUUCCCUGAUAUAGAAGAAUAUAAGUUUUAUUUCGCUCAAUCGCUGUAUAAAGCAGACUUGUUUCAAGCGGCGACUAAAGCUGCAGCUCAAAUUGAAGAUCCAAAUUUUAAGGAAAAACUUAACAAACUCAAUGCUGCUAUACAUUAUGGUGAAGGUGAUUUAUCUGGUUCACGUAGUAUAGUUGAACAAAAUCAUUCUGGUGAUAUUGAUUCAAUUAUUAAUCUUGGAUGUUUAUUCUAUCGCGAAGGAGAUUAUCAAAAAGCUUGCCAACACUUUCAACAAGCUAUACAAAUGACUGGUUUCCAACCACAAUUAUCUUAUAAUAUUGCAUUAUGUUAUUAUCAAAUGAAACAAUAUGCUCAAUCAUUAAAAUAUAUUGCUGAUGUUAUAGAACAUGGAAUAAGAGAUCAUCCAGAACUUGGUGUUGGUAUGACUACAGAAGGUUUAGAAGUACGAAGUGUUGGAAAUACAUUAACAUUACAUGAAACUGCUUUAAUUGAAACGUUUAAUUUAAAAGCAGCUAUUGAAUUCAAUUUAAAAAAUUAUACAUCAGCAUCUGAAGCAUUAACAGAUAUGCCACCAAGAAAUGAAGAUGAACUUGAUCAUAUCACAUUACAUAAUCAAGCAUUAAUGAAUAUGAAUAAAGAACCUGGGAUUGGUUUUCAAAAACUUCAAUUUUUAUUACAACAAGAAACAUUUCCACCGGAAACAUUUGCUAAUCUUUUAUUACUUUAUAUUAAAUAUGAAUAUUAUGAUUUAGCUGCUGAUGUAUUAGCUGAAAAUGCAACAUUAGCCUAUGAAUAUUUAUCAACGGAUUUAUUUGAUUUUAUUGAAGCUGUAAUUCUUAGACAAACUGCUCCACAAGAUGCUUAUAAUCGUCUUGAUCAAAUGGCUAUUAAACAUACAGAACAAUUAAGACGAUUAACAAAAAUAAUUCAAGAAGCUAGACAAAAUCAAAAUGAUGAAUUAGUUAGAACUACUGUACAUGAAUAUGAUAUGGCAUUAGAAAAUUAUAUUCCAGUAUUGAUGCAACAAGCUAAAAUCUAUUGGGAUAUGGAAAAUUAUCAACAGGUUGAGAAAAUCUUUCGUAAAUCAGUUGAAUUUUGUAAUGAUCAUCCAAUAUGGAAAUUAAAUGUUGCCCAUGUAUUAUUUAUGCAAGAGAAUAAAUAUAAAGAAGCAUGUAAUUUUUAUGAACCCAUUAUAAAACGUCAAUAUACAAAUUUAUUAAAUAUUAAUGCAAUUAUUAUAGCUAAUUUAUGUGUUACCUAUAUAAUGACUAGUCAAAAUGAAUAUGCUGAAGAAUUAAUGCGUAAAAUAGAAAAAGAAGAAGAAGAACUAGAACAACAACAACAACAUCAAGAAGUAGUUCUUGAAGGAGUUGAAAUAGAUCCAUUGAAUCAUCAUUAUUCUAAUAAAAAAUGUUAUCAUUUAUGUAUUAUUAAUUUAGUAAUUGGUACAUUAUAUUGUACUAAAGGGAAUUAUGAUUUUGGUAUUAGUCGUAUUAUGAAAAGUUUAGAACCAUAUCAAAAGAAAUUAGGACCAGAUACAUGGUAUUAUGCUAAACGUUGUUUCCUAUCACUGAUUGAAAAUAUGUCAAAACAUAUGAUUUUAUUAAGAGAUGCUGUACUCAUGGAGUGCAUGCAAUUUUUAGAACAUUGUGAAUUAUAUGGACGUAAUAUAAAAGUGAUUAUUGAACAACCAAUUGAACCACAGAAAAUUCAUCCAGGACAAAAUACUAUUACAUAUGAAGCACGUUUAUUAAAAUCACUUCUAUUAGAACUUAUUCAAGGUUAA